Molecule: messenger RNA, 551 nt
Organism: Paramecium tetraurelia
Lineage: Eukaryota; Ciliophora; Oligohymenophorea; Peniculida; Parameciidae
Exons: 3
Biological process (GO): translation
Cellular component (GO): small ribosomal subunit; cytosol; ribosome
Molecular function (GO): structural constituent of ribosome; RNA binding
Source: RefSeq, a predicted model, not a curated record
UUUUACAACAACACAAAUGACUCUGGUUUUGGAAAAAGCUGAUCAAUUCAGACACAUCAUUCGUAUUUUAAAUACUAAUGUCGAUGGUAAAUAGCGUCUUGCUUAUGGAAUUAGAAGCAUUAAGGGAAUAGGUAGACGCUUUGCCAUAUAAAUCUGCAAAGUGUUGAGAUUAGACUUAACCAAAAGAGCAGGAGAACUUACUGAUGAUGAGGCUCACAAGAUUACAGAAGUGAUCAAGUCUCCAGAGGCCUACAACAUUCCUAGAUGGUUCCUUAAUAGACAACGUGAUUUUAAAGACGGAAAGAAUUAUUAAGUAACAACAAAUGAACUUGAAACUAAACUCAGAGAGGAUUUGGAGAGAAUGAAGAAAAUUAAAUGCAAUCGAGGUUUGAGACAUCAUUGGGGAUUGAGAGUCAGAGGACAACACACAAAAACAACAGGUAGAGGAGGUUAAACCUUGGGUGUGGAAAGAAAGAAGAAGUGAAAUACAUUAUUUUUGUUAGAGCAUUAAAUAUUUAAGUCUAUUUCUUCUAUUUCCAUAUCUCUCUGUU